AUGAACCAGUUUACGUGGAGUGCGUCGGAGGACACACCGGUGAAGCUAUCGUUUUUCAAGCAAAUAUUCACAGCGCUUGCUCAGGGCUGUGAGGCACUACUGCGAAACGAAACAGAUAUUAUAGCUCGGGUUCGUCAGUUGAACGCCGAGGUGGCGAUUGUUCAUGUGGCUGACAUGUGUUGGAUGGGAAUUGCAGAACAUUUGGGCAUAAAACACAGGGUAUGGAUGAACACCGCUUUCCUGGUCAGUCCGUUUGCGUGGUACUCAGGAACGCCAAACCCGCCUAGUUAUGUGGACAGUGGAAUAAGCUCUGAUUUCGACCACAAGCUUUUCCGUCACAGAACGAAAAACGCCAUUAUGGCAUCUGUAAUGAAUGUCGUUUUCUACUGGGUUUUGAUGCGACCAUGUCAAGCGGUUCAUCUGCAUUAUUACCCGAAGUCGCGAAAUUUAAUUCAAGUCCUCAAAGACUCACGAUUCUUUUAUGUCAACUCUUACAUAGCCGUUGAUGCGCCAAGACCCUUGACGCCGAAAAUCACAAUGGUCGGGGGCCUUACGAUGGUCAAAGCCGGCAAUUUGACAAAGGAGUGGCUGGAUAUAAUAGAUAUCUCAGGUGAACACGGCGUGGUGGUGUUCGCCUUUGGAACCGUGGCCAAUACGACGUAUAUGCCAGAAGCUUUGAAGGUGAGAAAUGUCUUACACUACAUGAAAUUUUUGGAUGCGUUUAAACGCCUACCACAACGAGUGAUCUGGAGACUUGAAGGUGAGUUUAAACCUGCUGAAAACGUGCCGAAUAUUGUCGUUAAAAAAUGGAUACCUCAGAAAACGUUGCUAGCUCAUCCAAAAAUCAAAGUUUUUAUAAGCCACGGCGGAUACAACAGUUUUACGGAAGCUACGCAUGCCGGGGUGCCCAUUAUCGCGGUGCCUCUGUUCGGCGACCAGUACCGCAAUGCAAAACGAGUAACCAGUUUGGGUAUCGGACUGAGCAUUGACCACAAAUCAGCAUCUGCGGAAGAAAUAUUCGCUGCUAUCGAUUAUGUUGUGAACAGUCGAAAGUAA
Soboliphyme baturini is the source of this 1056-nucleotide messenger RNA. The record is from the annotation of a GenBank genome assembly. Lineage: Eukaryota; Metazoa; Nematoda; Enoplea; Dioctophymatida; Soboliphymatidae.